AGAAAAUAUUGAUAAACGAAUUCAUUUGCUCUUCUCAGCUCCUCCGAUCACUGUCACCCAGCUUCGCUUGUUCACCCCACCUUCAACAGUUGAAAGUUGGGAGAUACGAGGGCCCAUUCAUUCCCCGAACCCUCAUUUCCCUAGAGCUCAACCAGAACAGCCCAACAUGACUACACUGCAAGAGUCGGAUCAAAGUCCGCUACCCGCACAGCAGGAUGAGACACAGAAUUCCUCGUCGGCGUCGUCCAAUAGGGACACCAAGGAGGAAACCUCACCCACUGUAGAGUUCAAACCCUCGAUGCAGUUUAUUAUGGCGUUUGCCGCUUUGGCAGUUCUGACGCUCAUGGUUGCGCUGGAUGGGACCUCCAUCUCAGUGGCUCUGCCCAUCAUCGCUCGAAAAUUACAGGGUUCUGCGAUCGAGGCGUUCUGGGCCGGCACAUCCUUCCUGUUGGCCUCGACAGUUUUCCAGCCUAACAUUGCAUCAUUCAGCCACAUCUUCGGAAGAAUGCCCGUCGUCAUGGUCAGCCUGGUCUUCUUCUUCAUCGGUGUCAUGAUGGCCGCUCUGGCAAACAACUUCACCAUUCUCCUGACUGGUCGCUCCCUGCAAGGUAUCGGAGGCGGAGGCAUCAUGGUCAUGACCGAGAUCGUCAUCACCGAUCUAGUCCCACUUCGCUAUCGAGGGCAGUGGGCGGGUAUCAUUGCAGGAAUGUGGGCGCUUGGUUCAGUGUCUGGGCCCAUCAUAGGCGGCGCCUUCGCCGGUGUUCAAUGGCGUUGGAUAUUCUGGAUCAAUCUGCCGUUCAUAGGCAUCGGCGGCAUCAUGAUACCCCUCUUUCUGCGUCUCAACGUCAUUCCACAGAGUAUUGCAGCCAAGCUCAGGAGAGUAGAUUGGCUUGGUACAGUCAUCUUUGUGGGCUCCAUGACCAGCUUCCUCAUCCCUCUGACUUGGGGAGGAAUCAUGUAUCCGUGGUCCAGUUGGCGUACCCUGGUACCUCUUCUCAUCGGCGUGGUUGGUCUUGUGGUUUUCUGCUUCUACGAAAAACAUCUCGCUGUCGAGCCAUUGCUCAGACUGUCUGUCUUCGCCAACAGGACUACCAAUCUGGCGUAUUUCGCCACCGCCAUGCAUGGCCUGAUACUUUGGUGUCUCCUGUAUUACCAACCUCUUUAUUUUGAAGCUGUUAAAGGAUACAGGCCAGUAAUUGCCGGCGUGGCACUCUUCCCUUCCACCUUUACCGUCGCCCCCAUGUCUGUGGUGACGGGCAUCCUGAUCACCAAGACUGGACGUUACCGCUGGGCCAUCUGGUUGGGUUGGGCUCUCACCACUUUAGGUCUGGGUCUCUUGGUGAUCCUCGACGUCGACACGAAGAUUCAACAAUGGAUUUUCAUUUGCCUGGUCGGUGGGAUCGGCAUGGGGAUCUUGUUCCCUGCUUUGCAGUUCCAGCUUCAAGCUGCCUCGACCAAUAAGGAUAUGGCCUUCGCAGUCGCCUUGUUUGUUUUCUUCAGGUGCUUUGGCCAAGCAUUGGGUGUGGCCAUCGGAGGGGUCAUUUUCCAAAACGAGAUGGCCAGCAAUCUGAGAGCUUAUCCUAUAUGGGCGGACCAAGCAAACGAGCUGGCGCGAGAUGCCGCCGCUCUGGUUGAGGUGAUUCAGCAUACUUCCAUGGCCGACGGCAAAUUUGAGCUGCAGCAGGCCUACACCGAUAGUUUGAGGACUGUCUACAUUGUCCUCACUGCCGUCGCUGGCGUUAGCACUAUCUCCAGCUUGUUCAUCAAGCGGUAUAGUUUGAAUGUGGCCCUGGAGACCGAGCAGGGAUUGCUCGUCAAAAACCCGAAAACCAAUGGCGGGGAGGCAGAGAAGGCGGAGGCCCAGAGCGUCAAGAUUGGGGUCUGAUGGGCACAUUUGUAUUCGUUUGAUGAAUUGUAAUGACGCAAACAUCUCCCUAGAUUCUGAUUCGGCGUUUGAUCAGGGCGGGCACUGUGGCGCAAUGUAAUUUAGAACAUGGCAUAGUGGAAUGGGGUUCUUUAGAGUUGGACCUGCAUCUCGAAUGAGUAGCCAAAUCGCAUCUCCCCAGCACUAUAUCGAGCAUAUGUGAUCCUGCUGAGAUUGUUGAUGCAAAACCUAACUAAAUCGGUU
Messenger RNA from Exophiala mesophila, 2128 nucleotides. RefSeq lists its product as uncharacterized. The record is from RefSeq and is a predicted model, not a curated record. Lineage: Eukaryota; Fungi; Ascomycota; Eurotiomycetes; Chaetothyriales; Herpotrichiellaceae. The transcript has 2 exons. Bases 167 to 1885 code for a protein of 572 amino acids. Gene Ontology annotation, biological process: transmembrane transport. Gene Ontology annotation, molecular function: transmembrane transporter activity.